AUGUUUCACGCCGGUACAAUUUUUCGUGCCGCGCUGGCGUCCCAUCGACCCGUUUUGGAGUCAUCUGUUUCUACCAGGGCUCUUGUGAGACGUCUCUUGGGUGAUAAAGGGGGUCAUGUCCCCAAUAUUGCUGCAGUCGAUUCGGUUAUAACAAAGACGAAGGGCCAAGGUUUACCUGGACUGGCGUGUAUUGUGGGAAGGGCUGCAUUUUACGUCCGUUGCAGGAACCCAGAGGCCGCGAUUGCCGAGAUUGACAAGGUUUUUUCUGAAAUCCAGGAUGCUGACUUAAAACGUUUCGCACUUGGAAUUCGCCUCCGGGCAAGGAAUGACCUCUUGGACGUCAAGGAAGCAGCUUUGAAGGUGGAUGGAGGGUCAACAGAGUUGGAUGUCUCUACGCUUCGCGGCGCUAUUCGUGAGGAUUAUGCAGCUCUAAAGGCAGCUUCCUCUGGAUGUUGGCUGGUGGAGAUGGCGGCUGCCGAAUAUGCACUUUAUGAAGGAAAAACCGAGGAGGCAUAUAAGGCUUUGUGUGACGUGGAGGAAAAAAUAGAGGGUUACAUUGCCUCACUUGGAAGGGCCCGCAUUUCUACUGAAGCGGCCUCCGUGGAGAACACGCAAUUAUCUUCAUUGCUGGCCUUUUUGUUAAAACGUGCUGAGGAUGCUGAGGGAGUGAAUCCAUCUGCGUCAAAGAUUGUAGAAGAUGGCAUCAAAAACAUUUUGAAAGAUGAUUCAGUGAAAGAGACUUUGUCAGCAUUCAAAAAGGAACUCGGUGUGUCUCUUACGGAUGAAGAAGUCGCUGAAGUUGCUUACGUCCUUGAUGCAGCACAUAUCCGUCCUCAUUUUCACGACUAUUUUCCAUUGGAGGGGGAGUAUAAUGAUUGGCAUUCUGUAGCAGCGAAAGAAGCCAAGAGGAAUAUUGCCCAGGCGAUUGCCCCGCAGCCUGUUGCCCUUUCCAAUGAGAUACUUGAGAAUGUGAAAAAAUCAGUUCCAUAUAGGCCCUUUUAUGCUCCUGAAGAUUCGCUUCGAAAGUUUCUUUCUUCUUCCAAUCGAAAAAAUUAUCUUGCUGAGCUCAGGGCAGCAUUUGGUUCCAGCCCAGAGAGUGUGCUUGCGAAGAGCGAUGAAGCCUAUUUUGAGGCUUUGAAGGUCUUGAAGCAGGCUCCACCCUCUGCUGAUACGGCCGGUGAUCCUUCCUAUCCGCAGGCUCAAAAUGAGGUCUGUCGAAAAUUGGCCCGUCAGUUGUUGUAUCGAACAAAGGUAAACGAAGCUGUUGCGCUGACUCAGUUAGACCGCCUUAAUGAAGCAAUAGAACUUUUGAAUGGGGUCAUUGCCGCAAAUGAAUUUGUUUACAUGUGGCGUGCAUUUCUUGCGAGAGCUGAGGCAAACAAGAGAUUGGGUCUUAUCAGCAAAUCUGAUAAGGAUUUUCGUCAGUUAUCUCAGCAGAAGAAAAGUUCCCGCUAG
Messenger RNA from Trypanosoma conorhini, 1455 nucleotides. Its product is annotated as succinate dehydrogenase flavoprotein subunit. NCBI's taxonomy places the organism in Eukaryota, Euglenozoa, Kinetoplastea, Trypanosomatida, Trypanosomatidae. The record is from RefSeq and is a predicted model, not a curated record. The transcript has a single exon. The coding region runs from base 1 to 1455 and encodes 484 amino acids.